UCUGCUCUCUUAACACAGCACUUUUUUAUGUUGAUGACCCGUUCAAACACUCCCCACCCCCUGGGCUUGCUUUCAUAGUGCAACACCUUCAGCUUCUGCAGGGACACAGGUCACUGUAACUCUUCCUUCCUCUGAGGGUCCACUCUCUCUGCUGACAUGAUCUGGAUCACCGUGCUCCUUAGUGGGCUGUGCGUCCUCCACAUUGCCCUCCUUCUCUUAGCCGAGGGGAGCAGCAGCAGCGGCGGUCCCUGGGGAAGGACGGUCACUUUCCGGCGGGACAAACGGGCCCCACGCCUCCAGAGGGACACCAGCAGCUCCACAGACUCUUCAAACCCUUCUCGCGGUCCUGCCUUCGCCUCUUGCCGGCUUCCCCUCACCCCAAUGGAACACAAGAUUCUGGACGAUAACACACAGGAGACAGGGUUUAAUGGUGAUGACGGCUCCCACGUGAUUCUCACAUGGGUGGGCGAUGGUACAGGAGUGAUCCUGGUGCUGUCGACAAUCAGCGCUCCGCUUGAUUCUUACCUGGCGGGAGGCUCAUCUCGACUCUACCGAAGCACAGAUUAUGGCAAGUCCUUUCACGAUAUCUCCCACCGCAUCAACCACACCUUCAUCAAAGAGGAGCUUGGAAUCAGUGUUGGACCAGGGAGCUCAGUGAUACUGACUGCAGACACACCCAUUGUGGACAACCCGGGAGGGAUCAUCUUCACCUCUAUGGAUGCUGGAGCAACUUUCAAAUCCACCCAGCUGCCCUUUCACCUGGAUCAGUCCAUUACUUACCACUUCUUCAACCCCGACUACUUGGUGGCCCUUAGUAUAGAUGACAGUCUUUGGCUCUCGCUGGACUUUGGUGCUACAUGGACAAAAGUUCACGAGGGAGUGCAUUCUUUCUCAUGGGGAGCAGGCACAAAUCUGUUCUUCAGCUGCAGCCGGGUUGAUGCAGUUGAAGCAGAAGAAAGAGGAGAUUUAGUGUUGAAGAGGACGAAGGAUUUGGGGAAGACCUUCACCAUAAUUCACGAGGACGUCUUCAGUUUUGGCUACAUUGGCGCCUUUCUCUUCUUCUCUGUGAUGGAGGACCCGAGGUCUCCUCGUGUCAUGUAUUUUUCAUCAGACCAAGGAGAGACCUUCAGUCAGGCGCUUCUCCCUUCUGCAUCAACAGAGCAGUUUUACUCCAUCCUGGACGGAGACGAGGACAUGCUCUUCUUGCAUGUGGACAACCCAGGAGACACCUUCUUUGGAACUAUGUACACGUCAGAUGACCGUGGAAUAUUGUUCUCCAAGUCGCUGGAACGACAUCUGUUUGAUGGACACAGGAAGAGCGAUUUCACCAACAUCACCUCACUGAGAGGAGUUUAUCUAACUAAUAAACUAGAUAUCGAUGGUCGAAUAAGAUCUGUCAUUUCCUUCAACAGAGGAGGAACAUGGAGGCAACUGAAGAAACCCCAGAAUGUGAACUGCGCAGACAAUGUGAAGCGCUGUAACCUUCACAUUCAUGGAGAACACAGUCGUAAAAACCGAAUAGUUCCAAUGCUCGCUCUGUCUGAGCCAACUGCCAUUGGUCUCGUCAUUGCUCACGGCUCUGUGGGUGAUUCUCUCUCAUCAUCUCAGCACCCAGAUGUGUUUGUUUCCUCGGAUGGGGGGUAUAACUGGAGAGGGACCCUUAGGGGCCCUCACCACUACAGCAUACUAGACUCUGGGGGUCUCAUAGUGGCUGUGGAGGUUCACCGUGAAGGACAAGUCAAGACCAUCAAAUUCUCCACUGAUGAGGGCCAGUGCUGGAAGUCGUAUAACUUCACCGAGCAGCCCUUCUUCUUCGCAGGCCUGGCCUCUGAGCCAGGCACCAAGGCCAUGAAUGUCAGCGUGUGGGGCUUCAGGCCAGAGGAAGACGGUCAGCCGAUGUGGGUGGCUGUCACUAUCGACUUCCAGAGCCUCAUUACCAGAGAAUGUAAUAAGAAGGACUACGAAGAGUGGCUGGCUCAUUCUACAGACAAAAGGAACUCGGAGAGAAAUGGUUGUGUCCUUGGUAUGAAGGAAACCUACAGGAGGCUGAAGAAGCAGUCUGUGUGCAGAAAUGGGCGAAACUUUGUGGUCACUAAGAAGCAAAUCCCAUGCCCAUGCACCAGAGAGGACUACUUAUGUGACUAUGGCUACUAUCGUCACGUGAACACCUCAGAGUGUGUGAGACAGCCAAAUACUCCAAACAAAACUUUUGAGAUGUGUCUGAAUGGAGAGGAGGAUGAGCUUCUGACUGCUGGAUACCGAAAAGUCCCAAGUGACAAGUGUCAGGGUGGGUUCACUCCUCAGGAUGUGGUGCAGACAAUCAUCCGACCAUGUGGGGUUAAGCCCAGCCCUGACCCUUCAGUCCAGUCCACAUCAGUUGGACACUUUGACACUCCAAAAGAAAGGCUUGUCCUGAUCCUGGUGUCUGUAGGAGCAGCAGUUAUUGUUCUAGUGGCUAUUGUCUCUGCAGUUCUUGUUGUCAAGAGAGGUGUUUAUAGGACCAGGAUGCCAGCGUAUCGUUUCUCUAACCUUCGUAUCCAGGAUGAUAAUAAUGGCAUCACAGCAGAGAUCGGGAGUGCUGCCAGCAGCAAUGGUACAGCUUGCCAGAAUGACUCAGAUGUGGAUCUUCUCGAAUGACGCUUGGCUAAAACUGAAGAAAAUGCUAGUAAUUGAAAUUGGUCCCACAGAAGAAAA
Messenger RNA from Gambusia affinis (western mosquitofish), 2694 nucleotides. RefSeq names its product sortilin. Gene Ontology annotation, biological process: vesicle organization; endocytosis; Golgi to endosome transport. Gene Ontology annotation, cellular component: Golgi apparatus; membrane. The record is from RefSeq and is a predicted model, not a curated record. Gene Ontology annotation, molecular function: protein binding. NCBI's taxonomy places the organism in Eukaryota, Metazoa, Chordata, Actinopteri, Cyprinodontiformes, Poeciliidae. The coding region runs from base 157 to 2637 and encodes 826 amino acids. The transcript has 21 exons.